This is a messenger RNA of Hordeum vulgare subsp. vulgare (domesticated barley), 1520 nucleotides long. RefSeq names its product wall-associated receptor kinase-like 1. Gene Ontology annotation, cellular component: plasma membrane. NCBI's taxonomy places the organism in Eukaryota, Viridiplantae, Streptophyta, Magnoliopsida, Poales, Poaceae. Gene Ontology annotation, molecular function: ATP binding; protein serine/threonine kinase activity. The transcript has a single exon. Gene Ontology annotation, biological process: cell surface receptor signaling pathway; protein phosphorylation. The record is from RefSeq and is a predicted model, not a curated record. The annotation marks the transcript as partial.
GGUGCACCGCCGUUCAUUGCAGGUAUUGCUAUUGGGCUUGGUAUUGGCUUCGGGCUUCUGCUUCUUGGCUUAAGUGCAAUAUUUAUCCUCCGUAGAUGGAGAACAGACAUCCAAAAGCAAUUGAGAAGGAAGUAUUUUACAAAGAAUCAUGGCCUCCUUCUCGAACAAUUAAUAUCGUCCAAUGAAGAUGCAAGUGAAAGGACAAAGAUUUUCUCUCUGGAAGAGCUAAACAAGGCAACAAACAAGUUUGAUCACACACGGAUACUUGGCCAUGGAGGGCAUGGCAUGGUGUACAAAGGCAUUUUAUCUGACCAGCGUGUGGUGGCUAUAAAAAAAUCUAAGGUCAUUGAGCAAGGUGAGAUUGACCAAUUCAUCAAUGAGGUCGUCAUCCUUUCACAGAUUAACCACAGAAACAUCGUAAAGCUUUAUGGAUGCUGCCUUGAAACUGAGGUGCCGCUACUAGUUUAUGAUUUUGUUCCCAAUGGUUCCUUGUUUGAAAUCCUCCAUUCUAUUUCAACCAGCACUUGUUCUUUGUCCUGGGAUGGCUGCUUAAGAAUUGCUGCACAAGCUGCAGGAGCUCUCUAUUAUCUCCACUCUGCCGCUUCCAUAUCAGUCUUCCAUCGUGAUGUCAAGUCCUCCAAUAUACUCCUAGAUGCAAACUACACUGCAAAAGUUUCCGAUUUUGGUUCAUCAAGACUGGUGGAUAUAGAUCAAACUCAUGUUACCACACACGUACAAGGCACGUUUGGCUACUUGGAUCCUGAGUAUUUCCGCACUGGACAGCUAAAUGAAAAGAGUGAUGUGUACAGCUUUGGUGUCAUGCUUUUAGAGCUGCUUCUCAGAAGGAAGCCUGUUUUUAUGGGCGAUUCGGGCUCAGCUCAAAGUUUAUCUAGUUACUUUCUUGGGGAGAUGCAGGAGAGGCCAAUAAGAGAGAUAGUCGCCGCUCAAGUUCGUGAAGAAGCAACCGAGGAAGAAAUUGUCAGUGUUGCCUCCCUUGCAGAGAUGUGCCUGCGGCUACAGGGUGAGGAAAGGCCUACAAUGAAGGAAGUAGAGAUGUCUUUACAGCUUCUGCAUACGAAACGUUCAAUAUCAUCCCAUGCUACUCCAGAAAAUGGUAGAGCUGAAGCUAGUGCUUCAUCUCACUCAGGUAAUGGAGCUGAUCCAGUCACCACAACCAGCCAACGAUGUUAUAGCUUGGAGCAAGAGUUCAUAUCAUCUGCUAGCUUACCACGCUAAGUGAGUACCUCAAUGUUUGGUUGCUUAUCCAUUCCAUGUAUGUUCUCUGAGAGAGUGAGAGUUGCAUACUAUAAACUCUGUUUAUUCCUAGCUGAAUAUGGGGUUGGCCAUGAAGCCUGUGUAUGUUCACGCCUUGGCGGAUUCUGUUUGUUAUUUCAGUUAGCUCGCCCUGGCUGCAUCGUGGGAUGGCACGAGGUCACGCAGUCAUGGUGGCAUAGAUUUUAAGACUGUAACCAUGCAGCUGUUUUGAGACCGUGUUAAAUAAGUACUCACUCCUUCCUGAA